Molecule: messenger RNA, 3756 nt
Organism: Scomber scombrus (Atlantic mackerel)
Lineage: Eukaryota; Metazoa; Chordata; Actinopteri; Scombriformes; Scombridae
Gene: rnf220a
Product: ring finger protein 220a
Exons: 13
Coding region: 1-1851 (616 amino acids)
Biological process (GO): protein ubiquitination
Molecular function (GO): ubiquitin protein ligase activity; metal ion binding
Source: RefSeq, a predicted model, not a curated record
AUGGACCUCCACAGGGCAGCCUUCAAAAUGGAGAGCUCAUCCUACUUGCCAAAUCCCCUGGCCUCCCCAGCACUCAUGGUCCUGGCCUCCACUGCUGAAGCUUCUCGCGAUGCUUCCAUUCCCUGCCAGCAACCACGCCCAUUCGGUGUCCCAGUUUCUGUGGAUAAAGAUGUCCAUUUGCCAUUUAACAAUGGUUCGUACACUUUUGCAUCAAUGUACCACCGCCAAGGUGCUGUGCCACCAGGAUUCCCCAACAGGGACUUUCCUCCAUCCCUCCUCCACCUCCAUCAUCAGUUUGCCCCACCUAACCUAGACUGCUCGCCAAUCAGCAUGCUGAAUCACAGCGGCGUUGGCGCCUUCAGGCCCUUCGCUUCUCCUCAAGAAGAUCGGGAUGGGGUACCAGGCGGGUAUCAGUCUGCUUUCACUCCAGCCAAGCGCCUCAAGGGCUGCCUGGAUGCAGAUUCUUCACCCCACCUGCGGUACUCUGAUGCUGAGGGGAAAGAAUAUGACUUUGGUGGUGGCCAGAUCCCUCCUGGAGGCUCGCCCAGCAGCGCCUUGAAGGCAGUGGAGGACAGCGGGAAAAAGAUCUUCGCCGUGUCUGGCCUCCUGUCUGAUCGAGAGACCUCCUCCAGCCCUGAGGACCGCAUCGAGCGUUGUAAAAAGAAGAUGUCUCUGUACGACAGCCAGGCUCCAGUCUGUCCCAUCUGCCAGGUGCUGCUCAGGCCCGGAGAGCUUCAGGAACACAUGGAGACAGAGAUAGACAGGCUAGCCUCCAUAUGCCUCAGUAAGAACCAGUCACCCAAGGAUGGAGCAGCCACUCCAGGAACCCCCAAGUCGAUGCUGUUGUCCGUGCACAUCAAGCGUGAGGGAGAGUCUCCGGUGGUCUCGCCCCUGUCUUCUGAAGACGCCCACCACUCCGACAGAUACCAGACAUUUUUACGAGUUCGGUCAAACAGGCAAACAAGAUUGAAUGCCCGUAUAGGAAAGAUGAAGAGGAGGAAGCCUGAGGAGGGGGGCCAGGUAUGUCCGCUGUGCAGCGCCCCAUUGGCUGGGAGCGAGGAGGAGAUGAGUAGACAUGUGGAACAAUGCCUGAUCCAGCGUGAGGGAGCGUUAGACGACGACUCCGCAGACAUGGACGGCGAGAACGGGCGGGGCUUUGAGGAGUACGAGUGGGCGGGGCAGAAGAGGAUCAGAGCCACGGCUUUGCUGGAGGGAGGAUUCAGAGGAACCGGUUUCGCCACGUGUAGCAUUAAGGAAAGCGCCGACAGCGACGCCGACCUGGACGUGGACGGAGACGACACCCUGGAGUACGGCAAGGCCCAGUACACCGAGGCAGACAUCAUCCCCUGCUCGGGAGCCGGAGAGGACCAAGGAGAGGCCAGAGAGAGGGAGGCGCUACGGGGAGCCGUGCUCAAUGGCGGGAUGCCUUCUAACAGAAUAACGCCCGAGUUCUCCAAGUGGGCCAGUGACGAGAUGCCUUCAACGAGCAACGGGGAGAGCAGCAAGACGGACCCCAGCACCCUUUUAUCCUCCUCCUCCUCCUCCUCUUCCUCCUGCGCCCCGCGCACCUGUAAAAACAGCGAGAUCGAAAAAGUAACGGAGGAGGAGUCCACGGCGACCACCAUGGAGGCUCUGAAGGCCCGAAUCAGAGAGCUGGAGAAGCAGAUACUGAGAGGAGACCGAUACAAGUGUCUCAUCUGCAUGGACUCCUACACGAUGCCGCUCACCUCCAUUCAGUGCUGGCAUGUUCAUUGUGAAGAAUGCUGGCUAAGGACUCUGGGGAACAAGAAGCUGUGCCCGCAGUGCAACACCAUCACCUCACCUGGAGACCUGAGGCGUGUCUACUUGUAAAAGAGCACACACCCCCGCCCCCACAACGUUUCUUCAUCCUUCCGAUCCAUUCCUCCAUCAUCUUGGAUUUCUUCUCCCCCGUGUGAUCAUGAUUUGUUUUUUCUUUUUUUCCUCGCGGCCCGGGUCGGUAGCUCCUAAACCUUCCAAGAGCCCACAAAGACAAGACGGGCUGUCUUUGAGACUCUGGCUCUUUCAGGAAACUUGGCUUGAAUUCAUGACUUUGAGCACAGCGCUCACCGGCUGUCUGCUUGGCCACCCACGAAAAAAAAAGCCAGAAAGAAACAUGCGGAUGCGCUGCAGUCCUACUGGCCAACAGGCUUAAUGUGACUCCCUCUACAUACUGAAGAACUUUAUAUUCAGUGGAGAGCCUGAUGCAUCCAGCUAAGCCCUGCUGAGACCUGGUAGCUUCACCCCGCUGGAGCUGGACCUAAAAGGAACUUCUUAAUACAGAAUCUAAAGACUGCUCCCCCUUCCUCCUCCUCCUCCUCCUCGUCUAGCUCUUGACAUUUCAGUGGUGCUGGACAACAGGCUGAUGACUUGACAGAAAGCUGCUUUUAGUUUGUUUUUCCUCCUACUCCCGACAGAGAGAAAACUCUUAUCUUCACGCCCCUGUUGCUUAAGAGAAUUUUAAAAAAGAAAAAGAAAAAAAAAAGGGCCUGUCCACUAAAACUGAGCUUUCAACCAAACUGAGAAUAACCUCACCACCUUGAAAAGGAGUUUGACACUCCUCCUCCUUCUCCACCUAUUCUUCUUCUCCUUCCCCUACCCUACCUUUCCUCCCUCUUUCGUGGUGUUAUAGUGAAGUAAACCAAAAGCCCCCCACCCCGCCCCUCCUCCCCUCCCUAAGAUGCAGUGCAAGCACAUGUAAUAUAGUUCUAUGUAUGUUUACAAUGUUGGGUGUAAAUGACAUAGAGUUCACACACACACACACACACACACACACACACACACACACACACACACACACACACACACACACACACACAAACACACACACACACAUAUGCACACAUUUACCAUCAGCAAACACACACACACACAAAAGUAUAUAAUAUCAAAGUCCUGUUUUUAGUUGGAAGGGUUUGGGAAUGAUGUUUAAGGGGGGGCGGGGGAGGGGGUAAAAAAAAGGCUUAAAUUUAAAAAAAGGCCUUGUGUAUUUUUAAAAAGAAGAUCAUUUGAAGAUCCGUCAAAGUUUUAUUUCACUGUACAGGAAUUUAAGAAAUUAAGUAAUAAUAAACUACUCGAGACUAGAUGGUCAAGAUUUAGGUGGUGUAAUUUUUUUCUGCGGAGUACCUUGAAAAACUGUAGAUCUGAACAUGAAGCAAGGAUAGAUUUUUUUUUUCUCGUUAGUCUUAACGAACGGAGAGAUUCCUUAUCGCCCAAGACUUACUGCGACCAAGCAGACCGAUGGAACCUCUCCAGUUGCAACAAUGUCCAACUGAGCCUCUUCUUUUAACCUCCAUCUGCGCUUCUUCUCAGUUGGGGAGUAACAACAUGCUCAGAUCAUAGUCUAGACACUUUAUUUUUGUUUAGUUUUACCCCUACAUGUCUCAGAAGAAAGCUUUUUUUUCCCUCCAUUGUUCUCAUACUGCUAUGCUGCAACAAAAAAAAAAAAGGUCCCGAAAAUGGCAAACUCCCCGAAGGGCAGGUUCUUUCUGACUAUAAUAAGACGAGAUGGAUGACCAAGACUGUCAACCUCCAGAUCACGCAACUCCCCUCCUCCUCUUCCUCCACCCUCCUCUUCCUCCCUCCAACCUCCUCCCCCUCCUUCCCUUUUACGGCAGCAGCAGCCAAGGUGGUGGUGUGCUUUGUGUUUGUAAAACUAUGUAUUCUGUGAUGUCUGUAUUGUUGUAAGAAAUGCUGAAAAAAAAAAAAAUAAGAAAAAAUAAAACUUCUCAAAUAUCA